Entrophospora sp. SA101 is the source of this 1350-nucleotide messenger RNA. The record is from the annotation of a GenBank genome assembly. Lineage: Eukaryota; Fungi; Glomeromycota; Glomeromycetes; Entrophosporales; Entrophosporaceae.
AUGUUUUAUACAGAUGCUAUGCUUCAAAACGUAAAAUAUCCAACUCAUACCAUAAUUUCAAUGCCUGCUUUAUCCCCUACAAUGACUAUGGGUAGUCUGGGAACAUGGCAAAAAAACAUUGGCGAUGAAAUAACUCCGGGUGAUGUAUUAGUAGAAAUUGAGACUGAUAAAGCUCAAAUGGAUUUUGAAUGCCAAGAAGAAGGCUACCUGGCUAAAAUCCUCGUGGAAUCUGGUACAAAAGAAGUUAAUGUUGGAAAACCAAUUGCUGUAUUAGCAGAAAGUAAAGAUAGUAUUGAGGAAUUUGCUGAUUUUGCUGUUGAAGAAGCAGGUGCAACACCACCAUCACCUAAAGCAGAAGAAACAGAAGAAAUUAAGCCAGAAACACCAUCGCCAUCAACAAGUCAACCAUCAUCAUCACCACCGCCUUCUUCUGAAAGAAUUUUUGCUAGUCCUGUAGCUCGUAGAUUAGCCGUUGAACGUAAUAUUUCGCUUGAUCAAGUUACUGGUACUGGACCAAAAAAUCGUAUUACUAAAUCUGAUGUUGAAAACUACAUAGCAUCAGGUGGUGCUGCUAAACAACAACAACCAACUACUAAACAACCUUCUUCACGACAAACAAAAAUCUCAACAGCUACACCAACAGUAGCUGCUUAUAAAGAUAUUCCUUUAUCCAAUGUACGUAAAGUUAUUGCAACUCGUCUAUCCGAAUCAAAGCAGGCGAUUCCACAUUACUACUUAACUGUGGAGGUUGAAGUUGAUGAGGUUUUGAAAUUACGCGAGACAUUGAAUAGUCAAAGUAAUGGUAGAUAUAAAUUGUCGGUUAAUGAUUUUAUUAUUAAAGCUGCCGCAUCUGCACUAAUGGUUGUUCCUGAGGUUAAUAGUGCUUGGUAUAAUGAUUUUAUCAGACAAUAUCAAAGUGCUGAUGUUUCUGUGGCAACAGCAACACCUACAGGAUUACUCACACCUAUUGUAAGAAAUGCUCAAUCAUUAGGAUUAGCAUCUAUAUCAAAUCAAGUUAAAGAAUUGGCUGGCCGUGCAAGAGAAGGAAAAUUAGCACCAGAAGAAUAUCAGGGUGGAAGUUUUACAAUUUCAAAUCUUGGAAUGUAUGGUAUAAAAUCGUUCACAGCAAUAAUCAAUCCACCACAGUCAUGCAUUUUAGCAAUAGGAUCUGCAGAGAAAAAACUUAUCCUAGAUUCAUCGUCUUCUAACACUGGAGGAGAAUAUCGAGUUGUUAAUACAUUACAUGCUACACUUUCAUGUGAUCACAGAGUGGUGGAUGGUGCUGUUGGUGCGCAAUGGCUUAAAGAAUGGAGAUCUUAUAUAGAGAAUCCCUAUAAGUUGCUUUUGUAA